Molecule: messenger RNA, 1836 nt
Organism: Nannospalax galili (Upper Galilee mountains blind mole rat)
Lineage: Eukaryota; Metazoa; Chordata; Mammalia; Rodentia; Spalacidae
Gene: Plekhg7
Product: pleckstrin homology and RhoGEF domain containing G7
Exons: 15
Coding region: 92-1690 (532 amino acids)
Biological process (GO): Rho protein signal transduction
Molecular function (GO): guanyl-nucleotide exchange factor activity
Source: RefSeq, a predicted model, not a curated record
CCCAACCCACAUCCUGCCUCUUCCCAUCUGCAGUGGAGGGCAGACCAAGGCAACAUCCUGGUACCAGACUAGAGAGAUUAUCCCAGCCGCCAUGGGACUGGUGCCUUCGGAUUUAACCAGCUUGAGGCAGCAAAACUCAGGGUUCUGUGAGCACAGGCGGAGCACUGUGGUGCUGAAUUUGCCUGGACUUGAGGUGUUCCCCGGGGACCUUCUGGUGUCUGAUGGAGCUGCUGAUUAUCUGUGCCACCCACUGCUGCUGCUGAAUCCAGAAUCCAAAAAACCAAGAUGGCCUUUCUCCAAGAGAGGAGUGCAGAGCAAAGACAGACACAAGCACAUAUCCGACCUGGAAGGCUGCCUGUCUUCUCUGAGGAUUUCAGACUUCACAGGCUACGAGUUCUACAGCUUUAAGGAUAAGACCUGGAGUGACGUCAUGGGAAUCCAUCAGAAAUUGCCUACUGAUGAGUUAGACUUGAGAAAACAGCAAGAGGCCGUGUGGGAACUUUUCACCAGUGAAUGCACUUAUUUCUUGGACCAAUUAUUAGUUCUUAAAAUGAUCUUUAUGAAUACACUAAAAUAUCUCCAAAUUCAUGACUAUCUCCUAGAUGUGGAUUUGUGGAAGCUCUUUGCAAACCUGGAGGAGUUAACUCAGACAAGUCUUGGCUUUGUGAACAGUCUUCUCGGCAUCAUCAAGGACUAUGUGAAUGCUUCUGGGACUUCACCGUUGAUGGAUUUCCUUUCUGUGCUCACAAAGUAUUUCCAAGGGACCCUCUGCCAGAGCCACCAGACCUACUGCCUGAAUUACUCUGCUGCUGUAUUUUAUCUGGAGAUCCUGAGGCAAAGAGACGACUUCCGCAUUUAUUUAAAGUGGUGUGAGCAAAAUGAACAGUGCAGACGGCUUCAUCUGCCUGAACUACUAGUGGCUCCACUGCACAGACUCACCCGCUAUCCCUUAUUGCUGAAGAAUAUCUGGAAAAGGAGUACAGACUCCACUGAGAAGAUCAUGAUCUAUUCCAUCAAGGAAAAGGUGGAAAAGUCAAUUCGGGAUCUUGAAGGAAAAGUGAAGUGGCUUGACAAUUUCCAAAAGUUUAGACAUCUACAGGAGAUUAUAGUGUGGCCUCCACUUUGGGAUAGAGAUAGAAGGUUUUUCAUUCCAGAGGGGUUGAAACACAAUUUUAAAGAACACAUGACAGAAAAUGUCUUGUCACCAAGCAACAGGCACCUUCUCUAUGAAGGAAAAUUAACUCUUGCAGAAAGCACAAGAUCCCUUGAUGCCUAUCUGUUUCUCUUUGAUGAUUUCCUCUUAAUUACGAAAACUAAGCGCAACAAAAAGAAACUUGGAAGCUCAGAUUCUGGUUUAAUGUGUCCUUCACUUACUCCUGAGCUACAAACUGUAAUAAAAGAGGGAGGCUCAUGCACAGUGCUUGAUCAGCCCAUUCCACUAGACAGAUUGGUUGUCAAGAGUGUUGACCCCCUCCACGUGUCAGUCUUUGGGCUGAGAAAUGCUUUUCUUAUACAACAUGAAAACCGGUAUCGACAGUGUAUAGCAGCAUUCUUAUUACAAGCCCAAACGGAAAAUAUCAAAAAAACAUGGAUAGCACAAAUAACCACAGCAAUCUCUGGCUUCAUGAAGAGUCAAGAAACCAAGAACAUCUCUUCAUUUACACUGCCUUCAGAAUCCUCUGAAAUUUAGAGACCUAAAAUAAGUGGUAUAUCUUUUUAGAGGUUAGGGAUUAUGGUAUUUGCUCAUUUAAACUUUUCAAAAACAUUUGCCUAGGGAUGAAUGGAAGGAAAUGGGCACUGUAAAUGCAUUCCAGAAUUUGAGAAUUUGAGCCAGGA